CAAGAAACUACAUACACUUCACAUCUUGAGAGGCUCUCUGCGCUACAGUAUUGUACAAUGACUUUAACAUUAGGGGAGCGGGUUGUGCAGUGGAUGUUCCGCACUGUUACCGGGUUUAUCACUGCGCUGUUUGUGCUAUUCUCAACCCGGUACAAAUCAGCUACAGUACCGAAGAUAACUGAACCACUGCUUCUUAUUUCGGCUGUACAGCUAGCUAAGAAAAUCCGCCAAAGACAGGUGUCCAGUGUGCAGGUGGUACAGGCCUAUAUAGACAGGAUCCAGGAGGUAAACCCACUUAUCAAUGCUGUGGUUAAAGACAGAUUUUCUGCAGCUCUGUCAGAAGCAGCUCAGGUGGACAGGCUGAUUGAGGAAGAAAAGGGGAACGAGGAUGCACUUGCAGAACGACUCCCUCUGCUUGGCGUUCCUUUAUCUGUGAAAGAGUCAUUUUACUUACAGGGAAUGCCUUGUUCCACUGGUGUAAUCUCUCGAGCUCAGUUUCUUGCGAGUACAGACGCCCCGACAGUGGCACUUCUGAAGAGAGCUGGAGCUAUUCCCAUAGGAGUUACCAACACCAGCGAGCUCUGCAUGUGGCUCGAGUCCAGCAAUCAUCUAUAUGGCAUCACCAACAACCCCUAUGACACAAGCAGGAUCUGUGGAGGAAGCUCAGGUGGUGAGGGCAGUAUUCUGGGCAGUGGAGCCUCUGUGAUUGGGAUUGGCUCAGAUAUCGGAGGGAGUAUCCGAAUUCCCUGCUUCUUUAAUGGCAUAUUUGGACACAAAGGGACUCCAGGUAUUGUCUCUAAUGAGAGGCAGCACCCACCCUACUCUGGCCGUCAUGAGGAAUACGUGAGUACAGGCCCAAUGUGUCGCUAUGCUGAAGACCUGAUCCCAAUGCUGAAUAUCAUGGCUGGAGCCAACGCACACAAGCUGUUGCUGUCCUCUGAGGUGGACCUGAAGAAGCUGCGUUACUUUACAAUAGAAGAUGAUGGUGGAUCUCUCCUCACAUCGCCUGUAGACAGUCAGCUAGUCAAGGCACAGAGGAAGGUGGUUCAGCAACUGGAGGCCGAUUUGGGAGUCAAAGUUAAGGAAAUAAGUUUCUCUCAGCUCAGGUACUCCUACCAGAUCUGGCUCUCAGGCAUGGCUCUACCAGACAGAGAGGGCAAGCCUCCACAUGCUUUUUCAGACCUGAUGGCAGAUGGGGGCCCGAGGGUGUGGCCGAUGUGGGAGCUCAUCAAAUGCAUUUUUGGGAAAUCUGAUCACACACUGCCUGCCAUUGGUUUGGCUUUAGUUGAGAAGAGUACACCAUCACAGUUCUUCCUGGAGCAGAAGGAGGCACUGCAGCAAGACUUAGACAAGGUGCUAGGGACUGACGGUGUGCUGUUGUACCCCUCUCAUCCUCACCUCGCCCCGAAACACCACCAAACAGUAAUUACCCCAUUCAACUUCUCUUACACAGGGAUUUUUAACAUGCUGGGCCUGCCUGUUACCCAGUGUCCUUUGGGGCUGAGUAAAGAAGGUUUGCCACUGGGUGUGCAGGUGGUUGGGGGAAAGCUGCAGGAUCGUCUGACCCUUGCUGUGGCUCUAUAUCUGGAGAAAGCUUUUGGAGGCUGGAGAGACCCAGGCGCUACCUGAGUAACUGGAGCACGUUUUCUAUCAAUUCCAUAUUCUGAAUAAACUAUUACUGUAUUAAAAAGCCCAAUUAUAUAAAGCAAAGUAUUAUACAAAAUGUACUUUUUUUUUUUUUAAAUAAAAUAAGAGGUUUUGUUGC
Molecule: messenger RNA, 1765 nt
Organism: Trichomycterus rosablanca
Lineage: Eukaryota; Metazoa; Chordata; Actinopteri; Siluriformes; Trichomycteridae
Gene: faah2b
Product: fatty acid amide hydrolase 2b
Exons: 11
Coding region: 58-1629 (523 amino acids)
Cellular component (GO): endomembrane system
Source: RefSeq, a predicted model, not a curated record